Messenger RNA from Salvia hispanica, 507 nucleotides. NCBI's taxonomy places the organism in Eukaryota, Viridiplantae, Streptophyta, Magnoliopsida, Lamiales, Lamiaceae. The record is from RefSeq and is a predicted model, not a curated record.
AUGGUCUCGGCUGAUGAAGGUCAAGAUAGGGGGCAGGGGAGCAUACCAUACAUCCGAAACGAACCCCCAGAGGCAGGGAGCAAGGGGUUCGACGAGUGGGAGGAGAACGACCUUGUUGUGUUCUCGUGGAUCGUCGACAACAUUGAAAACGAAAUCGUCGCCGAUUUCGCGCAUCAUCUGACAUCCAAGGCUUUAUGGGACAACCUUGCAGUCACGUUCGAGAACAAGGCAGAUCGUUACCUCAUCUACGACCUGGAAGAAAAAGCAAUCAACAUCAAACAGGGCAGUCUCGAUCUAGAGACAUAUUACCGGAGGAUCCACGGAUUGUGGAUUAACAUAGAUCGUUGUCAGAAACAACCUAUAAACUGUUGUGACAAGGGCAUCGAUCAAUUUCGAACCCAUUCGAACGAUAAGCGUCUGAUUAAGUUCCUAACCGGAUUGAAUCAGGAGUAUGACUCGAUUCGGCGGGACAUCUUGAAGGAGGACCUGUUAGAGUUUGUAUACUAG